This is a messenger RNA of Echinostoma caproni, 1338 nucleotides long. Lineage: Eukaryota; Metazoa; Platyhelminthes; Trematoda; Plagiorchiida; Echinostomatidae. The record is from the annotation of a GenBank genome assembly.
UGCCAAGCGGCUCAAUUGGCUAUCACCACCAGUUCAGUACUCAAUGCUGGAUCGCCCGAGUUUUCUAGCAUCCUGGAGGAGCGUAUUCUGGGGCAAACUGUCCAAACGAAUCUGGAAGAAACUGGCCGUGUCCUAAGCAUUGGUGACGGAAUCGCUCGUGUCUAUGGAUUAAAGAAUAUCCAGGCGGAAGAGAUGGUGGAGUUCUCUUCCGGAUUGAAGGGUAUGGCACUUAACUUGGAACCGGACAAUGUUGGUGUUGUGGUGUUUGGUAAUGAUAAACUGAUUAAAGAAGGUGAUGUGGUCAAACGGGCUGGAGCUAUUGUUGAUGUCCCCGUUGGUGAAGAACUCCUGGGUCGUGUGGUUGAUGCCCUUGGCAACCCUAUUGAUGGAAAAGGAGCAAUUAAUACCAAAUCCCGUCAGCGGGUGGGUGUAAAAGCUCCGGGUAUUAUUCCUCGUAUCUCCGUACGCGAGCCUAUGCAGACUGGUAUCAAAGCAGUCGACAGUCUGGUCCCUAUUGGUCGUGGUCAGCGGGAGCUCAUUAUUGGUGAUCGCCAGACCGGUAAAACUGCCAUUGCUGUGGACACGAUUAUUAAUCAAAAACGGUUUAACGAUGCUGCGGAAGAGAAGAAAAAGUUAUACUGUAUCUACGUUGCUAUCGGUCAAAAGAGGUCUACCGUUGCGCAGCUGGUCAAGCGACUCACCGAUGCGGACGCCAUGAAAUACACCAUUGUGGUAUCUGCAACCGCCUCAGACGCUGCCCCACUUCAAUACUUGGCUCCAUAUUCUGGGUGUGCUAUGGGUGAAUAUUUUCGAGAUAGCGGAAAGCAUGCUUUAAUCAUCUAUGAUGAUUUGUCUAAGCAAGCAGUCGCCUAUCGUCAGAUGUCACUGUUGCUUCGACGGCCACCCGGUAGAGAGGCUUACCCUGGUGAUGUGUUUUACCUCCAUUCAAGAUUGCUUGAACGAGCGGCUAAAAUGAAUGAUGCGUACGGCGGAGGUUCUCUGACUGCUUUGCCAGUUAUUGAAACUCAAGCUGGUGAUGUCUCUGCCUAUAUCCCAACCAACGUGAUCUCAAUUACGGAUGGUCAAAUAUUCCUCGAAACCGAGUUGUUCCACAAAGGUAUCCGGCCAGCUAUUAACGUUGGCUUGUCGGUCAGCCGUGUAGGCUCCGCUGCCCAGACGAAAGCUAUGAAACAGGUUGCUGGCAGGAUGAAACUAGAACUUGCGCAAUAUCGAGAAGUAGCUGCUUUUGCACAGUUUGGAUCCGAUUUGGAUGCUUCUACACAGCUACUUCUCAAUCGAGGCGUGCGACUUACAGAACUGUUGAAACAAGGACAGUAU